Molecule: messenger RNA, 620 nt
Organism: Punica granatum (pomegranate)
Lineage: Eukaryota; Viridiplantae; Streptophyta; Magnoliopsida; Myrtales; Lythraceae
Source: RefSeq, a predicted model, not a curated record
GGUAAGAUUCUUAGAGGGGAAGCAUCCUGGAGUACAUGUCUGGGCUAGAUCUCUCGUGCAACAAUUUGAGCGGUUCUAUCCCACCAGAAAUUGGGUACAUGAUCAAUCUUCUCAUAUUGAACCUUUCAAAUAAUCAUCUCCUGGGCCCGAUUCCAAGCACAUUCUCUGGAUUGAAACAAAUAGAGAGUCUCGACCUUUCAUACAAUGGGUUGACUGGAAAAAUACCACCGCAGUUGACAGAGCUCUCCUUCUUAUCGAUCUUCACUGUGGCUCACAAUAACCUAUCGGGGCAAACGCCUGAAAGGAAAAACCAAUUCGCCACGUUUGAUGAAAAGAGCUAUGAAGGUAACAUCUUCCUCUGCGGGCUGCCAUUAGAGAGUUGCAACACUUCAGGGCAGUCUCCGCUGACACCAACAAUUCCAGAUCAAAAGGAAGACUACUCCUUCAAAGAAGCCUUCGCAUGGAGCUUUGCGGGAUCAUAUGUCGUCGCAUUCCUUGGAACUGUGGCGUUUCUCUUCAUUAGCUCCCACUACAGAACAAUCAUGUUUAACUUUUUCUAUAGGCAAAUCAUCUGUUUUUAUUGAUAGGCAGAUCACACGUGAUGGAGAAGAGCUUUCUUG